AUGUUGAAAAAUAUUAGCCAAGUGGAUGCCAAGCAGCAGCCACAGUUAGCGCUGCUCUGGGAGGACAAGGAGGUCAAGUUCGAUGUGCCGCAAUUGCACAAGAACCUCCGAAGCGGAGAGCGGGUGCUGGACUACAUAUACCACAUCGAGGACAGCAAGGGCAAUCCUGGAGACACGGGCCGCUUGAUGGUCACCAACCUGCGACUGAUCUGGCACUCACUGGUCCACAAGAAGUACAAUCUCUCCAUUGGAUAUGCCAGGAUUGCCAACACCAACACUAGGAUAGUGCACAUGCACACCAAGGGCAAGACUCCCAGCCAGGCCCUGUAUAUUCUGGCCAUCAGCGAAGGUACCCGGUUCGAGUUCCUCUUCACUGACGUCUCCGGGGAAACAGCGCGUCGGGAUCAGCCCAUCUUUGCCAGCGUUUUCGAUGUUUAUCAGCUUUAUCAACGAACUUAUCUCUACCGGGACCUGAAACUCCGCGGAGCCAUCGUGCAGGCAGGUCAGUUGGUUAUCCUGCCGGAUGAGCAGGUUUUCAGCCAGGUCCAGGGCGUUUGGAAUCUGUCCAGCGACCAGGGCAACCUCGGAAGCUUUGUGGUGUCCAACAUUCGGUUGGUGUGGUUUGCCGAUGCCAAUGAAUCCUUCAACAUCAGCUUGCCCUACUUGCAGAUAGAGAGUUUGCGGGUCCGUGAGAGCAAGUAUGGUCCUGCCCUGGUUAUCCAAACUGCCGAGACUGGAGGUGGCUAUGUGCUUGGCUUCCGAAUAGAUCCUGCCGAGCGACUGAACGAGUUGUUUAAGGAGCUGUGCUCCUUGCAUGCCAUUUACGGGGAGCAGCCGAACUUUGGCAUCCAAUACAAUGCCCAGGAUGCCCGCCAACGGCUGGCCGAGGCAGCCGAGGAGGCCGCCCAGGCGUCCCAGUUCAAGGUGGAAAACUUCGAGGAGCUGGACGAGAGGCAGGAGCGUGAGAUAAACACCAAGCUGAACAGCUACCUGGCCGAGGGUUGCGUGGCGAAGACCUCGAGUGCAUCCAGCCGCGAGGAAGGAGAUCCUGUCUACUGCAAGGAACUGGGCUUUGCCAUGGAGAGAAUCCGCGAUGGCUACAAGCUGCAGGACCUCUGGAAUGUAAUGCCCACCAAAAUGGAGACUUUCGAGUAAUAAAUCCAAUGAAACUUAA
Messenger RNA from Drosophila bipectinata, 1174 nucleotides. RefSeq names its product Bardet-Biedl syndrome 5 protein (gene BBS5). The record is from RefSeq and is a predicted model, not a curated record. Gene Ontology annotation, molecular function: phosphatidylinositol-3-phosphate binding. Lineage: Eukaryota; Metazoa; Arthropoda; Insecta; Diptera; Drosophilidae. Gene Ontology annotation, biological process: cilium assembly; intracellular transport. Gene Ontology annotation, cellular component: ciliary basal body; BBSome.